UAUUUAAGGGGGAUGCACAGUGAGAAAACAUAGAUUUAGGUCAAAAAUAUCGAUAUUUUAAAAUUAAUUGAUUUUAAUAGUUUAAAAUGUCUAGAAUACGAAUUCCCUAUCAGAAUACUAAAAAAAAUACGUUUUAUACAUCAAUUUUGUAUUUUAAAUGUAGAUAUAUAAGCAAAAUUUUGAUGUUUUGGUGAAAAAUCAACAUUUUGUAAGCUAUAGUUGAUAAGCUAAUGUACGCUCUCAUCCCUAACAGAUGGUAUCGAUACAAAGGUCUACUUUUCUAGUUCCGAUUAUGUGCAUGGUUUCUCAUUCUAUAAAUAAAUAGUACUGCAAUGAACUUUCAAAAUACGUCACUACCUCUUUUUUUCCCCUAUAUCCUCAUAUACACACCCACAAAGCCAUAUUUACGCAUGCGCACCAUCAAAGCUUCUAUAGUUACUGUAAUUACACGCAUGCGCACUGAAAAAGCUUCCGUAACUACAAAGUAUGCACGCAUGCGCACAUGACGUGAACCGGUCCUUCUUCUGUAAACUUCCAUCACAUCAACAAUCGAUUCAUUAUUGAAACUCAGAAAUGCCAACAAAAGGUUAUAUGUUUGGAAAGAAAAAACGUUACUGUAAGCCCAGAGGACGACAUGCUUCAAAGACAAAUGCACAAUUACAAAGCUCUGUUUUGGAUACAGCUGGAUCUGAAGCAGCAACAACACAGCCUGCAAGUGCAGCUGAGCGAAAAAUAUCCCUAACUGCAGUUACUAACGCUGAUAACACCAAUAAGAGGCUGCCUGAAGAUUUCAUAUACGUCAUGAUGAAUUCAAUGCAAUUGACCACAAUGGUCUCCUUGUUGUGCUGUCCACAUUGCUUUGACAACAAAUUAACUAUGUGCAUCACACAAUCAAAAGGCAUGGCUCAUUUGAUUAAAAUCAAAUGCCUAAAUUGUGAAACAUAUUUGUGGUCCGACUGGACCUCAAAAAAAAGUAAUGAUGUUCAUCUGGAUAUUAAUGUCCGCGCUGUCGCUGCAUUAAAAGAAUCUGGAAUCUCGCAUUCUAAAUUUGAUAGGUUUUGUGGACUUAUGAGUAUGCCCUGCAUGCACAGAAAUACUUAUAACAAUCUAGCUAACAUAGUCAAUACCGCUAUAAUUGAAGCUGGUGAAGAAUGUAUGAUUAGGGCAUCUGCUGUUGUGCAUGGAAGAAACAUUUCACAACCUCUAACUACAGAUGAAAGAAUAAGUUCAACAGGCUGUCCUGUUAUUACAGUUUCUUUCGAUGGGACUUGGCAUAAAAGGGGCCACUCAUCUCAUUCAGGAAUUGGCACAGUUAUUGAUUUUGAUACUGGACUCGUCAUCGACACCGAAGUCCUAUCAAAUUAUUGCCAUGUUUGUGAUUCAAACUCUGCAGAACUAAACUUUGAUGCCUCUAAGCAUAUGUGUCAAAAAAACUUCAGUGGCUCAGCAAAUGCAAUGGAGGCCGCAGCAGCAUCCAAAAUCUUUUCGCGCUCUGUGGCAUCCAGAAAACUUGUUUAUGGCACGAUGCUGUGUGAUGGCGAUAGUAAAUCGCAUUCAUCUGCCAUUACCAACUCAGGAUAUGAUGUAGAAAUCUUAAAAGAGGACUGCAUUAACCACAUCUCAAAAAGAAUGUUUAAUGCUUUGAACAAUUUAAAAAUGUCUAACAAAAAAGAACUAAAUUAUAGGCUUACAAAGUCAAAAAUUGAAAAAAUUACAAAUUACUAUUCCAAAGCUCUGCGCCAAAAUGCUCCCGACAUUCAAAAAAUGAAGCUGGCUGUUAUGGGCUCAUUUUUUCAUAUGAUGAGCUCAGACCUAGAUCAUAACCACAGGUUGUGUCCUGAUGGCGCUACAUCUUGGUGUCACUUUAAGAGAUCAGAGGCACUAAAACAGCCAUAUAAAAAACACAACCAGACCAUCACAUCAGAAAUAGGUAAACUGUUAUUUCCUAUAAUGAAAAGACUAACAGACACAGAUCUGUUAAAAAGAUGUUCUAGAAUGGGAACACAAAACGCCAAUGAAUCUUUUCAUUCCCUCAUUUGGCAAAGAUGCCCCAAAACAGAAUUCGCAACAUUAAAAACGGUAAGGGCUGCGACAUACCUUGCUGUUUUAACCUUCAAUAAUGGACCUGUUGGCAUCAGAUCAGUUUUUGACAUAUUAGGCAUUCCCUGGACACUAAAGAACAUUUCUUCUAGUGAGAAAAAGCAAAAUGUCAAACUACAGCUUGUUAGAAAAAGAAAAUCAAUCGCAUUAGUGUCCAGGAGAAAAAACUUGAAAAAACGAAGAAUUGAGCAUGAGCACCGGGCAGAGGUUCUAGAAGGUCCAACCUAUCAAUCAGGCCAUUUUAAUGAAUAGUUUUUUGUUUUUUUUAUUAUCUAUUAUGUUGUUUUAUGUAAAUAUUCCCUUUUUUUUCAUUUUUAUGGUUACAAUAAAUAUUUUAUAUCAUUUUAAAAACUUUAAA
Molecule: messenger RNA, 2458 nt
Organism: Biomphalaria glabrata
Lineage: Eukaryota; Metazoa; Mollusca; Gastropoda; Planorbidae
Exons: 2
Coding region: 574-2352 (592 amino acids)
Source: RefSeq, a predicted model, not a curated record